This is a messenger RNA of Arabidopsis lyrata subsp. lyrata, 2099 nucleotides long. RefSeq lists its product as uncharacterized. The record is from RefSeq and is a predicted model, not a curated record. NCBI's taxonomy places the organism in Eukaryota, Viridiplantae, Streptophyta, Magnoliopsida, Brassicales, Brassicaceae. The transcript is spliced from 12 exons. Bases 637 to 1926 code for a protein of 429 amino acids. Gene Ontology annotation, molecular function: CAAX-protein geranylgeranyltransferase activity; protein farnesyltransferase activity. Gene Ontology annotation, cellular component: CAAX-protein geranylgeranyltransferase complex; cytoplasm; protein farnesyltransferase complex. Gene Ontology annotation, biological process: protein farnesylation; protein geranylgeranylation.
UUUUAAGACAACAUUCCUAAAAUUCCUUAUCCAAGAUCCGGAUAGAGUUAAACCCGGGUAAAACUCGGAUCCAAAUGAAUUAAUGCAAAAAAACCCUGUAAAAAUGUAUACGUAGAUUGAUUAUCUUCUACUUGAGCGAAAAUCAAUUGAGUGAAUCAAUUUCUCGUUUGCCCAUCCAUUGAAAAAAUAAGCUAAUCAGUCGAGGGAAACUUCCGGUUAAUCUACCACUUCCCCAUCUUUUUCUUUCACCAAAUCCUCAAACCCUAGUUCCAGAUUUGCCUAUUUAGGAUCCACCAUUUUAGAUCCUGCAUCGUCCGCUACUUCACUAGCCUCUUAACCUGCGCUUCAAUCGACUGUUACAGCAUCAUCUCUGUUCGGAGCCUCUUCUUCCUCAAAUCCACCUUCAUCUCCCUUCGGAGCAGCGCCAACGAGUGCUUUCAAGUCUUCGAUUAAACAGGAAAAUCUUGUAAGGAAUUAAAUAUCGAUGAUUGGACAAAUUUGAGUAAAAAGGAUAUCCUGCUAGGCAAAUUUCGCCACGAGAGACGAAGAUUCAGAACUCGAAGAUAGUGAGAAAUUAUAAGCGAAAGAAGGAGAACAGAUAUCGAAAGUGCGGGGUUUUUGAAAAGGCUAGAGGAAAUGAGACAAGGAUCAUGUUCUGAAGAAGGUUGCUUUACCUUGUUGAAGCUGUUCGAGCAUGUUCUUGAAUCUGACCCUCUUAUUCUCUCUGAAUUCAGUGAUGAAGUAGGUUUUAUUCACCCCUCACAAUUCAACAUGCUGGAUGAAGAAGCAGGUUCCUCCAGUGUCUAUCAAAAUGAACACCAGCCUAACAAUGAAACCUCAAGAAAAUUCUGGAAUCAAGAUCACAAAUUGGGAAUAUCAACUGAUAUACUUGUUCAAUUAUGUAAAGAUGCCAAACAUGUGUUUCUGCUUGCGUUUGAGGAGUACAAACGCCAUGGAAACGCUUGUAAUGAGUCUCAAAUUGAGAAUUUCUCUUGUUCCCCCGGUACUCCCGAGAUUGAAGUUAUGAGGCAUAGCCAAGCUGUUUUGCUGUUAAGUUCAGACUUUGGAACUGCAUGGAAUGCUAGAAAGUUGAUAUUAUCAAAAAAGGAUCAACUUUCGGCAUUCACGGAAGAACUUCGUCUCGCUGGGCUCAUUCUUUCAAAUUCUCCUAAGAGUGAGUCAACAUGGAGCCAUAGAAGGUGGAUAAUUAAGAUGAUUUCUCAGAGAUUUUCUACACCACAAGUGAUUAUAACCAAAGAAUCUGAGUUAGUGGAAUCAAUAGGCGAGAGAUCAAAGAUGAACUAUCGUGCAUGGUAUCACCGUUGCUGGUUGGUUUCCUACAUGGCAAUUGAGCAGGUGAUACAAGAGUUGAACAAAUCUAAAAGGUGGGCCGGGCUUCAUGUAGCCGAUAGUUCUUGCUUCCAUUAUCGUAGACGGUUGAUGCUCAAGAUUUUGGAGUCACUUUAUGUGAAAGGAGGCAAUGCUUAUGAUAAAUCUGAGGCACGUAAAAUCUGGAAGGAAGAGCUGGAUUGGAACAAAGAAUUGGUAGAACGUUACGUGGGACGAGAGGCCCUAUGGCUUCACCGGCGGUUCCUCUCUCUUAAUUGGAUAAUAUAUUUCGCUUGCAAUGAUUCAGAUGUUUCACCUGAACCCGGAGAGAGUAUCAUUAUGAAUGAAGAAAUUGCCAUCUUCAUUGAUAACGAGAUCCAUCUUCUAGAAUCUUCUAUGAUCGUUCCGGAUACCAAAUUUGAAGAUUUCCAAGCUCAAGCAUUGCAUGCUGGUGUCUACAUGCUAUGGCUAACAAAGAAAAUGCCAGAAUUGUGGAGAAUGGUUGAGGAGAAGCUUGGAACAGAGAAAGUGAAGUGUGUACUGAGCACAAUUGCUCAAGAGAGACCCUCACUUUUGCAUCAUUUGGUGAAUGUCUGAAGAUUCUUUUGAGAUUUCAAAAUGUUAUAUCUUUUUAUAUAUUUACGUUAAUAGCUACAAGACUGCAUUCUCCAUAAAUUGUUGUCAAACCAUGUCUCAGAAUCUCUGUUUGACAUUUUUCAUUUGCCGACAGAGCUUAAUAAGUUGAUUAAUGAAGAAGUGUUGUUGUUACA